AUGGGAUUCUAUCUGUUUACCUGUAAAUUGUGGUGGUUUGGGGGUUCGGAGGUUGGGAUAUUUAAUUUAUCUUUGUUAGAAAAAUGGUGUUGGAGGUUAUUAUGGGAGAAGGAGGAAUUGUGGUACCGUGUGUUAAAAGCUAGAUAUGGUGAAGUGGGUGGUCGUAUUAAGGAAGGGGGUAACGACGCUUCUUUGUGGUGGAGGAUGAUUUGCCACGUGAGGGAGGGGGUUGGGUCAGGGGUUGGAAAUUGGUUUGAGGACAAUACUAGGCGGGUGGUUGGUAAUGGUAAAAACAUUUUCUUUUGGACUGAUAACUGGCUGGGUGGGGUUCCUUUAAAGCUUCAAUUCAGUCGUCUAUAUGAUUUGUCAGUUCAUAAGGAGUGUUCGGUGGCGGAUAUGGCGAGUCUGGGGUGGGAAGAAGGUGGUCGCGCUUGGGGCUGGAGGAGGCGUUUGAUGGCAUGGGAGGAGGAUAGUGUGAGGGAGUGCUAUGUUUUGUUGAAUAACGUACUUUUGCAGGAAAAUAUUCAAGAUCAUUGGCGGUGGUUGCUAGAUCCUAUUCAUGGCUACUCGGUUCGCGGGACAUAUUGA
This is a messenger RNA of Medicago truncatula (barrel medic), 588 nucleotides long. RefSeq lists its product as uncharacterized. NCBI's taxonomy places the organism in Eukaryota, Viridiplantae, Streptophyta, Magnoliopsida, Fabales, Fabaceae. The record is from RefSeq and is a predicted model, not a curated record. The transcript has a single exon. Bases 1 to 588 code for a protein of 195 amino acids.